Molecule: messenger RNA, 772 nt
Organism: Drosophila yakuba
Lineage: Eukaryota; Metazoa; Arthropoda; Insecta; Diptera; Drosophilidae
Exons: 2
Coding region: 298-738 (146 amino acids)
Source: RefSeq, a predicted model, not a curated record
UCGUUUAAAUGCAUUAAAUGUGUCUCAUUAUGCCGCGGCUAUGGCAUCAGCAAGUCGAAUCCAAUCCAUCCAAUCCAUCCAAUCCAUCCAAUCCAUCCAAUCCAUCCAAACCAUCGAAACCAUCCAAUUCGCCUGACUCACUCGAAUGGCGAACGGCGAAGAGGCGGGCCUCGGACAUAUGGCAGCAGUGGGCCGCAAAUUGUUGAACAAACAAAACACUUUUUAUGCAUUUUGUGCGCCGAAGGAAGGAGAGUCAUUCUGCACGCUGACAGGCAGGGUGGAAAUUAUAGCGUCCAAAUGAGUAAGUUAAAACCGGAUAUCGCGGUUAGCCGGGACACGAACCCGCGGAUCGUCGUGAGCUGCAGUGGGGACUCCAACCACACUGGGAACAGGACGACAAGGAUCUACUUCCACUGUGGCGGGGAGCUAGAGUUGCGACCUGUAUUGUACUCAGGAGUGCCUACCAAGCUUGUAGCCAACCAAGUCCUGCCUUGUUUGCUCAACGAACACUUCACCUUGCCCUCCAGCCUUGCCAGCGGACAGGCACGCAACGAAAGCGGGCCAAUUAGUUUGCUUGGACACCAGGGGGGGAGAAGGGAGGGAUGGCGGGGCCCCGUCAACUGGCAGCCGGCCAAGGCGCACGCACUGUGGCGUCUCCGUCGCCCCUGGAGCGGGGCAUCAGGUGACGUGGGCGGCUGGGGAGGAGGGGAGGGGUCGGAAUAUAUCGUAGAGAUAUAGCACUAUCGAUAUAGUGCGUCAGAGGCGACGACGA